GUACAUGUUAAAAAAAACAAAAAAAAAAAAUGGCAUCAAACAUCAAUGGCAUAUGGUGGGAGCAAGCCAUCGGCAAGAAACAAGAGCUUGUUUUUGCCGGUCUUGUUGUUAUGGUUAUGACUCUAGCCAUUUCAUGGUACAACAAGACUGUUUCAAGCUCAUUGCCACCUGGCCCCAAAGGUCUACCAAUAGUGGGCUACUUUCCAUUCCUUGGCCCUAACUUGCACCACGAGUUCACCAAAUUAGCUAACCGUUAUGGGCCCAUUUUCAAGCUCUAUCUCGGAAGCAAGCUUCAUGUCGUGGUGAACUCGGCGGAGCUAGCCAAGGUCGUAACGGGUGAGCAAGACGAGAGUUUCGCUAAUAGGGACCCGCAUACAGCUGGUCUAGCGGCGAGUUACAAUGCUAAUGAUGUUGCAUGGGCACCCAACAACGCUAACCGGCGUAAUUUACGAAAAGUUUUGGUGCAUGAAGUCCUUAGCAAUGUGAAUCUUGAAGCUUCUCAUUCGUACCGUCGAGAUGAAGUCCGAAAGACCAUAAAAACGGUCUAUAAUAAGAUUGGUACGACGGUUGAUAUCAACGAGAUAUCUUUCUCGACGGUUUUGAAUGUGUUAACAAACAUAGUUUGGGGCAAAGGGUUGGUUGAAGGGUCGAAGUAUGUUAAUCUUAGCGAUGAGAUACGAAAAGUGGUAUCCGGUGUCGUUGAGAUUGCCGAGGGACUAAAUGUCUCGGAUUUCUUCCCCACGCUUGCACGCUUUGAUCUUCAAGGCGUCAAGCGAAAAAUGGAUAACCAAAUGAAGCAAUUCGACCGUAUUUUCGAGAAAACAAUAGGAGAGAGAACACUAGAAAAUAAAGGACAAGUUAAGCAAGAAGGAAAGAAAGAUUUCUUGCAGAUCUUGUUAGAGCUUAAAGAUCAAACCACGGGGCCCUCAAUCACCAUGACUCAAUUGAAAGCCCUAGUUGUGGAUAUCUUUCUUGGAGGCACAGAUGCAACUUCAGCCAUGGUGGAAUGGGCCAUGACUGAGAUUUUGAGAAACAAAGAGGUGAUGAAGAAGGUACAAAUUGAGCUAGAAGAAAUAGUAGGUCUAGACAAUAUAGUUGAAGAAUCCCAUAUUCCAAAACUAAAAUAUCUUGAUGCGGUGUUCAAGGAAACGUUUCGAUUGCAUCCACCGUUACCGUUCCUUCUUCCUCGAGCUCCAAACAAGACCUGCAGCGUUGGUGGAUACACUGUUCCAAAGGGAUCAACCAUCUUUUUGAAUGUAUGGGCUAUACAAAGGGACCCUAAGUAUUGGGACAACCCAUUUGAGUUCCUCCCUGAGAGGUUUUUGAACAAUGAGGGAUUAGAAAAGUGGGAUUAUAGUGGGACGAAUCCCAAGUUUUUCCCGUUUGGAUCGGGUCGAAGAAGGUGCCCGGGUAUCCCAUUAGGAGAGAAGAUGAUGAUGCAUAUUUUGGCUUCAUUGAUGCAUUCAUUCGAGUGGAGCUUGCCAGAAGGAGAGGAACAUGAUCUUUCAGACAAAUUUGGUAUCGCAAUGAAGAAAAAAAAGCCACUUGUAGUUAUCCCAUUAAGACGGUUGAGAGACGAGAAUCUAUACAUGUGACCUGCCUAUGUUUAACGGGAUGAUGAUUGAGUAAUGUUCUAAACCUAUAAAUGUGAUAUUGUCUAUGCGUUUCGAGGA
Helianthus annuus (common sunflower) is the source of this 1673-nucleotide messenger RNA. RefSeq names its product probable (S)-N-methylcoclaurine 3'-hydroxylase isozyme 2. Bases 30 to 1595 code for a protein of 521 amino acids. Gene Ontology annotation, molecular function: oxidoreductase activity, acting on paired donors, with incorporation or reduction of molecular oxygen; monooxygenase activity; iron ion binding. Lineage: Eukaryota; Viridiplantae; Streptophyta; Magnoliopsida; Asterales; Asteraceae. The record is from RefSeq and is a predicted model, not a curated record. The transcript has 2 exons.